This is a messenger RNA of Sciurus carolinensis (gray squirrel), 4636 nucleotides long. RefSeq names its product arginyltransferase 1 (gene Ate1). The record is from RefSeq and is a predicted model, not a curated record. NCBI's taxonomy places the organism in Eukaryota, Metazoa, Chordata, Mammalia, Rodentia, Sciuridae. Gene Ontology annotation, molecular function: arginyl-tRNA--protein transferase activity. Gene Ontology annotation, biological process: protein arginylation. Gene Ontology annotation, cellular component: cytoplasm.
AGCGCCGCGAGGGCGGCGGGGAGCCCGGCCGGAGCCUGGGUUUCCGCGCUGCGAGCCGGGCGCACGGAGCGCCGCGGUGGGCAGGGGCGGCGGGCGCGGGGCGGGCGCGGGCCCGGCGCGGCCCCCGCCCCCGCAGCGCCCGGGCCGCCUCGCUCCCCGCCUUGGGCCCCGCACCCGCCGAGCCCGGCCCCGGGCGCCGAGAGGCGUGGCCGCCCGCAGGACUGGCGGCGGCCAUGGCCUCGGUGGUGGAGUACAAGGGGCUCAAGGCCGGCUACCACUGCGGCUACUGCGACUCCGAGGAGGGCAAGGCGUCCUGCGGCAUGUGGGCACAUUCUAUGACAGUACAGGAUUAUCAGGACCUUAUAGACCGAGGAUGGCGAAGAAGCGGGAAGUACGUGUAUAAACCUGUCAUGAAUCAGACAUGCUGUCCUCAGUAUACAAUAAGGUGCCGACCUUUACAGUUCCAGCCAUCAAAAUCUCACAAGAAAGUUUUGAAAAAAAUGUUGAAAUUUCUGGCUAAAGGGGAGAUUUCCAAAGGAAAUUGUGGGGAUGAGCCCAUGGAUUCCACAGUGGAGGAUGCUGUUGCAGGUGACUUUGCAUUAAUAAAUAAAUUGGAUAUAAAGUGUGAUCUUAAAACUCUCAGUGAUGACCUCAAAGAGAGCUUAGAGAAUGAUCAGAUGAAGAAAGAAAGAAACUCAAAGAAAGAAGAAUCAAAUGAAUUAAUUCAUUCACAAGCUAUAGAAGAGAAGUUGGGCUCUGGUGAACCAUCACAUUCAAUUAAAGUUCAUAGUCCUAAGCCAGGCAAAGGGGCUGAUUUGAGUAAGCCUCCAUGUCGUAAAGCAAAGGAAAUCCGGAAAGAAAGAAAAAGGUUAAAACUCAUGCGGCAAAACCCAGCUGGAGAACAUGAGGGUUUCCAGGCGCAAGGUCAGCCACCAUCUUUGUUCCCACCAAAGGCUAAAUCCAACCAGCCCAAAUCACUUGAAGAUUUAAUUUUUGAAUCUUUGCCUGAGAAUGCGUCACACAAAUUAGAGGUGAGGUUAGUACCUGUCUCCUUUGAGGACCCAGAGUUCAAGUCGUCCUUCAGCCAGUCCUUUUCUUUAUAUGUCAAGUAUCAAAUGGCCAUACACCAGGAUCCGCCUGAUGAAUGUGGAAAGACUGAGUUCACAAGAUUCCUUUGCAAUUCACCUUUGGAGGCAGAGAAUCCCCCUAAUGGACCAGAGUGUGGUUAUGGCUCCUUUCAUCAGCAGUACUGGCUCGAUGGAAAGAUCAUUGCUGUGGGGGUGAUAGACAUCCUUCCAUACUGUGUUUCAUCUGUGUAUUUGUACUAUGAUCCUGAUUAUUCAUUUCUGUCACUGGGCGUCUACUCUGCUUUACGAGAAAUUGCUUUUACUAGGCAACUUCAUGAGAAAACAUCUCAACUCUGCUAUUAUUAUAUGGGUUUCUACAUUCAUUCAUGUCCCAAGAUGAAAUAUAAGGGUCAGUACAGACCUUCUGAUUUGCUAUGUCCGGAGACAUAUGUUUGGGUACCCAUCGAGCAGUGCCUGCCUUCCCUGGAGAACUCCAAGUACUGCCGUUUCAACCAGGACCCCGAAGCAGUGGAUGAGGGUCGCAGCAAGGAGCCCGACCGAUUGCAGGUGUUCCACAAGAAAGCCAUCAUGCCUUACGGUGUCUAUAAGAAAAGCCAGAAGGACCCCGGUGAGGAGGCCACGGUGCUGCAGUAUGCAAGCCUGGUGGGCCAGGCCUGUUCCGAGAGGAUGCUGCUGUUCAGAAGCUGAAGAGUGUCCUGGGCUGCAGGAGAUGCUGCUGCCGUCCGGGAGCGGACUUCCAUCUUGUCUAUCUCACAGCUUUUCUAGAAUAUUUUGUGGCAAUGUAUUUGUGAGAAUCUCAUAGUUAAUAUAAAUAUUUUGAAAAUAAGUUAAGACCUAGCCUCAUAAUUGGGAUUUUUCAUUUUGUAAGUUUGUUUCUGGAGCAAAAUAUGCUCAGCUUCUGUAUUUAACAUUGUGGGAAGUGAUUCAGUCACAGUUGUGCUGUUUGUGUUCUGAUAGAGAAAUUCAAACUUCUCUUUCCUCGGAUCCAGUGGCGUUUAUGCCGGGGAGCCUUAAGUGUGGGACAAGGUAGAAAAUGUUUCGCCUCUGGAGAACAAAAUGUGCUGUCACUCAGUAUUUAGUGUGAAAUACUGCCAAAUUUCAUGUGUGUGGCCUAACAGUACCUGAAAAGGGAAAUGCAGACAUUUAAAAGAGAUCUCUUGUUCAGUUGACAUCAUUUGUCAGGAGGUCCUGUUCACUGUCAUCUUGGCAUAAUUUUUUCCCUAGAAUUAUUGUUAUUUUACUCUCAGAAGUAUUCCAGUUUGGACAAUAAAACAUGUAAUUACCUUAGUGAUAUAUUAUUUGCUUUAUUUCUAAAAAUCUAAGAAACAGAGUAUUUAAAGAAAAAAUUAACUCCUGCCUUGAUCUAAGCCUCAUCCAAAGGAAAUAGGCACUCAUUUUCCAGCCUUAGAACUCAGGACACUUGUCUUUGGUUAUGGAUGAAGACUGGUUAAUAUUGGACUACUUUUAUAGCUGUUCCACAAAUCACUUUAAAUCACUAGGAGUCACUCUGACCUCUGUGUUCCUUUUCUGGCCUUUUGAUUGAGAGCUGGAGAAUGGGUACUGCCCUUGGUACGUCAGAGCAGAGGGAAGCUCUCCUCUGCUCUUAUUCUGCUUGUUGAGCCCUCUGCUCAUUUAGAAGAUGCCUGCUGUAUAGGUGGUGGCACUGGGCUGGGCACAAGGAGUAGAAUGAAGUAGUCGCUUGGUACAGUCAGUCAUGUUGGAAACGGGAUGGACAGGGACGGCUCUUUUCCUGCUGGACUUUGUGUGUGUGUGUGCGUGUGUGUGUGUGUAUGUAUGUGUGUUUGGUGCUGGGGAUUGAACCCUGGGCCUUGUGCGUGUGAGGCAAGCACUCUACCCACUGAGCUACAUCCCCAGCCCUUCCUGAACUCUCUCAGCGGGUCCCCUCUCCUGCCAGUUGCUCCACCACCCAGCCCUUGUCAGUUCACAUUUUGCCCAUUUUUCUGUUCUCUAUUGACUGAUCUUUUUUAAAGCCAUGCUAUGGAACUUAGUAGCUUGACUCUCAUUACUGAUUUUAAAUUUUUCUCCCAAGACUUAAUUUCAACAAAACCUUAAACAGCAACCUUCAGCUAGAAUAAAAGGAUCAUAAAACAAGGGUUUUAAAAAUCAAAUGUCUACAAAUUCACUAUCCAUGUAAACUGUACCUAUUGUGUGUGUGUAUGUGUGUGAGAGAGAGAGAGAGAGAGAGAUCAACCUGCUGUGUUCUGGGUACCUUGCUAACUGGAGACGAAAGACUGAAAAGGCCAUUUUCUCUGAUCACAAAAAUUGGAUGUUCUUCUGAAAUUUUGACCUACAGAAUAGCUCCUAAGAGCAUUUAGAGACUGAGGUGGAACUGCAUUCAGAAUUAAUAGAACUUUUUCCCUCAAAAAUGAAGAUGGCUUCACUAUGUGGAUUUUUUAAAAAUAGAAAUAUGAUGCUCACUGUAAGCAAUUAAAUAGAAGAGUAAGAAAGUAAAAGUAAUCUAAAAUUCUCCCAUACCCAAAGAAAGAGGACUGCUGUACACCUACAUGCAUACCUAUUUGUAUAAAUAAAAUUAUGGUCUACAUGCAGUUUUGUUUCAAUGUAGUAAUUUAGGAAUAUGUCUGAAAUUUGAUAGAGAUUUCCAGAUCAGAUUGCACCCUGGUGUUCCAGGUUAGCUUCAGAGUGGCGUGGAGUGACAGUUCUGCCGGGUGCUGUUUCGACGAGUCCGAGUUUUGGGAGAGGGCCCAGGAGUCCUGGCGUCCUCAGGGGCCCAGGGUGUUGUAGCCUGUCUGUUGACCGUGGGCUGGGACAGGACAGUGGAGGAAAGUGACUGCCAGUGAAGAGCAGCCGAGAGGCCCGAUCUUAUGUCGAUGGCUUUCGUCUAAAGGAAGACACAGGCGAGCUUGCCAAGACGGUGGGCGUCCUUUACGCCAUGGUGUUCAGUCUCCUGAUUUCAGACUUCUCUCCUUGCCUUGGGAGCAAAGUUACAAUUUUGCUUCCCCAUGUCACUAUCGUUAUUUAAGAUAUUGCAGUUCUAUGAGAUUUUCAUUUUCUUAUUUUUGCUAAAAUGUAAUCUGAGCACUUUUUGUAUUCGAAAGGUAGAAACUAUUAUCAGAUGAAUAUAUUAUUCAUUUGAUUGAAUUUAGGUAAGAAAUGAUUGCUGUUUGUUUUCUAACAUCCUGUUUUUCAUCCAUUUUGCAAUUAAUAGUUUCAUUUGAUUUCUUAAUAUAAUCAGAGCCUAUUAUGUAAAAGAACUUUUCCAGAUUUCUAAACAAUAAAUGGUUUGAUUUUGUAGACAUUGUAUUAUUUCAAUAUGAAUAAAAGAGAAUAUAAACAGUUAACUAAAAUAUAUCUAUUGUUGCUAAGUUAAAGAAAGAAAUGAAGUGGAAACAGUUGGGAAAUGUUUGAAUUACAAGUUAUUCAAAUGAGUGUUCUUUUCCUACAGAAAACCAAUGACUGUAAGGCCAAACAAUUUUGAUUGCAUGUGAUAUUUUUGCUCAUGUAUAUGCUUUUUGAACAAUCCAUUUGGUAAAGGUUGAGUGGAAAAAAUAAAGCUGUUUCUAUCUGCA